CCUACACGACUCCCAUUCCCGCUCUCUCUCUCUCUCUCUCGAUCUCCCCCGAUUUGCUUGUUUUCAGACGCCUCUGCAAAACCAUCCCCAUUCAUCAAAAUCACCAUUUUCACUAUGUGAAACUCUCUCUCUUCCCCCCCAAUGUCCAAUAGCUUCUUUUUCUUCAUCUUCCGCAAGCCCUAACUGUCCCCUCCCUCUCCCUCUCUCACGCAUUUGAACAUUUUCAUAGAAAUUUCCAGAUCUGGAACUCCAUGGGAGCUCCGCCGACGGAUUCAGCUCUCGUCGCAGUCACAGACACAGUGCCCAACGCUGAACUGCACAAAGCCUGGUAUCUCCUUGCUCUCCUACUUCGAAUCGGCCGCCGAGCCCCUCCGGCCGAACUCGCUUCCAAGUGCAUUCUGUUCCGAGCACCGACCGAUUACAUACGCUACCUCUGCUCGCUCCCUAAUUCGCCAAUUUGCUUGACUGCCGACCUGUUCGUGACUCCAUCGCUUGUUGCGUUCGUGGCUUUCCGGAAUUUUGUGACGAAUUCGAUUGCUGUUGACGCGUUUGUGCCCCUUGUAGAGCUCGGGGUUGUGGGAGCGAGGAGAGUCUGGGAGGACGUCGCCAGGACGUAUUAUCGUAGGCGGAAGAGAGUUGGAUCAGAGUUUGAGGCUAUGCAGGUGCGGAAAAGGAGAGGAGUUUUGCUUUCUUUUGUAGAAAACGAAGACAAUCGGAUUGUUCCAAUUUCACCUACUGGAGCGCAAAGUGAUUCCAAUAAGCUACAAUUCCCACUGGGAGACUAUGUGACUAGAGGAACUGGGGUACAGGCAACUGAUAUUUCAACCAUGACAUUCAAUCUGGACAACUUUGGCCAAAGUGUUGGACAGGCUCCUUUCUCAGUCAAGCUCAAUUCUAGACCAUGGAGUUAUGGCUUGAAGACCAUUGAUUUUGCAAGUAGUAAAGAAACAAGUAUCUCUGAGUACAUGAAGGAGCAUCAGCGUAUGUAUACACUGGAAUAUCAGCAAAGCUUUCUCAAUCUUGGUGAAUUCUCACACAUUCAUUAUCCAAUAGCUAUGCAAACAAUAAGCGCAUGUGUCCCUCAUAGAAAACAAUCUUUUCUAACUGCUCCAAUAGAAAAUUCAGAUGUUUGUGGAGAAAUUAAGAUGAGAGAGAUGAGCUUUGAAAGUAGAAUAAGUUUGAAUGGCUUGAGAUGCACAGAAGCAGAGGAACAUAGCAUCAAUCCUCCAGUGGAGGCUGAGAAUGUGGGUCUUGUUUCUAGAGUUGAAAAUGUUGAAAUAAUUGAGGACAAACCAGUUUUCAUUGACCAAGAUGAAGAUCUGCUAGUUGAUUCUAUCUGCUGUGAAGGUGAAACUCAGUAUGUUGGCCCAGCAGCUAGUACUUCUCAAAUGGUGAUGUCAGUUGAUGCCAAAAGAAUGAAUACGAUAAGGUGCCCUGACACAAUAGAGUCUCUCAGUAGGGAGAUAAUGACAGAAAAUGUUGAGAGCAAGGUUACUCCUUCAGUAUCUAAGAUUUCUGAAUAUCCAAAUCAGCUGGUAACAUCCUCUGCCAAAUCAAAAACAUCUCAAACUUAUGCACUAAAUCCUAAACAGGAAGCCUUCAGUAAAGCACUGCAUGAUAGUAAGCCUGUUGAUUCUCCUACAAAGAAGCUGCAAUGUACUAGCAAUAAAAACUCAAUCCUUAUGAAGCAGAAGCUAAAGCAACAGUGUGACCAGAAGAUGCAUAAUAAGAAAAACAGGGAAAUUGAUAAAGAAAAAAGGGGCAAGCCUAUUGCAGUCAUGCUUGAAAAACAGCAGGAGUCCAAACCACUUCCGAAUUUUGAGUGUUUUACUGUAGAGGAGGAAGAAGGCUCAGGUGGUUAUGGCACAGUCUACAGGGCACAGAGAAAUGGAGUAAAAUUUGCCAUUAAAUGCCCUCAUGCAAAUGCUAAUAGACACCAUGUUUAUAAUGAGCUGAAGAUGCUGGAGCGCUUUGGGGGCAAAAGCUUUGUCAUAAAAUAUGAAGGCUCUUUUAAGUGUGGGAGCUCUGAGUGCCUUGUUUUGGAGCAUGUGGAGCAUGACAGACCUGAGGUCUUGAAGAGGGAAAUAGAUGUUUCACAGCUCCAGUGGUAUGGAUAUUGUAUGUUCAGAGCACUCGCAAGUUUACAUAAACAGGAAGUAGUUCAUAGAGAUGUUAAACCUGGCAACUUCCUUUUCUCUAGAAGGGUCAAUAAAGGCUAUCUCAUUGAUUUUAACCUUGCAAUGGAUCUACAUAAAAAAUAUGGAACCACUGAGAAAUCAAAGACAGGCUGUGAUUUGAAUCUCAAUCAUGAUCCGAUUCUCCGUGCAAAAGCUCUCCCUCCAACCCAUCACAAGUUUGAGGUCGGUAAAUCUUUUGAAGCAAUCAACCAGGAGACAGGAAAAGGUUCCAAGUCAGUUUUAUUACCCAAGAACCUCAAAAGGAAGGCUCUGGACCCUACAAAUACCUUUCCUGACUUGGACAGUAGGAACAUGACGAAAAGCCAAGGUGCAGAUGGCUCUGGAAUAACAUCAGCAAAGGAUGCUACAAGUACUAGAACUCCUUCGGGAGAAAGGAUGAGGCAACCAAUUAUAUGUCAAGGCAGGAAGGAGUAUAUCAGCCUGGCAAAAGCAAUUCACAGUCCACACUUUGAAGCACCAAGUGUUCCAGCUUCUAAGAGAAAGAGGAUUGCUGCCCUUCCAGGAAAAGUGGAUAAGAAACUCGUCUACCUUACUCCGAUGCCACUCUUCUCUACUGGCGUUGCUGUUGCUGGUGCCGGUCUAGUAAAUGACAAAGGGGAUGGAAAGCAAAGGAAAGAAGGCCCAUGUGUUGGAACCAAGGGCUUUCGGGCCCCAGAGGUACUGCUCAAAUCAGCACAUCAAGGCCCCAAAGUUGACAUCUGGUCUGCUGGAGUCACCUUACUUUACCUGAUGAUCGGCAGAACACCCUUUACUGGGGAGCCAGAACAAAACAUAAAGGAAAUUGCAAAGUUAAGGGGUAGUGAAGAUAUGUGGGAAGUAGCCAAGCUACACAGCCGUGAAUCUUCAUUUCCUCCGGAUCUCCAUGAUGUAAAAUUCAUGCAAUCUACAAAACUGCGAGAGUGGUGCAAACAGAACACCAGAAGGCCUGAUUUCCUUGAGGCCAUCCCAAGAUCUCUGUUUGAUCUGGUAGACAAGUGCCUGACAGUGAACCCGAGACUGAGGAUAAGCGCAGAGGAAGCACUCAGGCACGAGUUCUUUGCUCCAUGCCACGAGAGUUUAAGAAAGGUGAGGCUGGUGAGGCAGGAGGUCGGCUCAGAAAUGGGGGCUGCACGGCUUCGGCAUAGACAGCCCCAGACUUGUGAAGGUGUCUCGUGAGCAACCUGGCUUUUGUAGACAUUUCACUCAACUUACUGUGAAUCAACUAAUCCUGUUGAGUGUUGACUCUGCAAUUUGUAACUUCCCCUUCCUCACAGCUGAAAGCAAUUUUCCGCCAUUAACUUGUAAUUUGUGGGCUGAAUUAAAUUAUUGCAGAUUGAAAAGUGUAGAGACGUUUUUGAAAAUAUGUCCAUAAAUUUGGAAUGACACUCGUAUGACUGACUAUGAGAGGCCAUUAAAUGAUGAGUUAUGGGAAUU
Molecule: messenger RNA, 3611 nt
Organism: Diospyros lotus (date-plum)
Lineage: Eukaryota; Viridiplantae; Streptophyta; Magnoliopsida; Ericales; Ebenaceae
Exons: 15
Coding region: 252-3353 (1033 amino acids)
Biological process (GO): mitotic DNA damage checkpoint signaling; protein phosphorylation
Cellular component (GO): nucleus
Molecular function (GO): ATP binding; protein serine/threonine kinase activity
Source: RefSeq, a predicted model, not a curated record